GCUUGCAGCAAAUAGGUACAGAGAAGAUGCCGACAGAUUAUAAAGUCACUCUCAAUUAUCUAACAGCCAUGUGCCAACCAGUCUCAUGUCCCAGAUGAUUUCUAUUGUUGGUCUGCUACAACCGCAGCUGAGGAAGUAAUCAUGGCGGCGAGAGAGUAUAUUGUUUUAUACACUCAUCAGAAGAGGAAAAAAGCCAAGGUAUGGCAAGAUGGUGUCCUCAAAAUUAGUGACCAAGGAACUAAAGCAGUGCUCAUUGGAGAAGGAAACAAAAGGCUGGAUCAGGUUCAUAUAAAAGUGAACCAGGCUGCUGUUGGAGAGGAGCUGGAGAGCGAGAAAUACUUGAUCACCAUCGAAGAGAUUGCAUCUUCUGAUACACAGAAAUCUGAACCUGUAAGUCAUGAUCUGGCUAUGGCAAAGAAACCUGAUCAUGCACUAGUAACUCCUGCCCAGGUUCCAAGAAGACAGCCCCUGAAGAGAAAGAGAACAGGAUUCGUACCCCCAAGGCAAGUCAACAAGAGACCAAGUCCAGAGAAAGAUGAUCCCCAACAGAUGCCGGGUACUCCAAAUUUGCCUCAGUCAACAGGGUUUGGAAGUCCAAGGUCUUCACUGUUCAGUUCUCCUUUCAGCAAUACUGAGGCAUCUUCACAGGGUUCCGAUAUCUUGAACAUGUAUGGAAAAGGUUCUGUCAGGUCCUCUCAAAGCUAUAUGGCAUAUGCAGCCUCCAAACCCCAAAUCCAAAAUGCUAUGAGAAGCAAGGCACCUAGCUAUGAUCCUCAUGAUAUUAAGAACGACGUUGAAGGAGAAUCACAGGAAUGGAAUAAUGAUUACAAUAAGACAUUGUCAAGUCACAAUACAGAUACUGGCUUUUCACCACAUCCUGAAGAUAUGACUGCCAUGGCCCUAGAUGUAAGUGGGCAUCGAGUGGAAAAUCAGUUACAAGAAAGCUUUAAAGUAAAAGUUGCUGGUGAUCCACCUAGGACAGCGACAUGUGUGGGUGACAAGUCUGAAACAAUAAGAAUUCCUGGUUCGACCAGUCAGACCCUUGUGAGAACAUCUCUUGAACAGCAAGGAGAUCUUUCAGUUGGUCCGGGUAGGCCAGGAAUGAAUCUGAAUAGUGUGGAGACUAGGCUGCAAGGAGAAACCAAAGCCCAUGCUGCUCCGGGUGCCAAGCGGAGCACCUCUAGGAUUCUUGCUUUGCUUGGUAAAGGAAACAAAUCCUUCCAGCCUCCUUUGAAGCAGAAUACUACUCAAAAUGAAGUUACAAAUGCAAUAACACAUCCAUCUAUAGUAAAUGUAGAGGUUUCUAGUUCUCAGACAAUAUCCAGUCCUCAGCAGCCAGUACAUACCUCUCUUGACAAUUACCAAGAAACUGGGAGUUCUGCAGAACCCUUGACGGUAGAGCAGGCUGUGUGGGAUAAUCCUUUGUCCCACAGUACAGAAUCACACAAGUCAGACAGUCCCUUAGAUACUUCUAGGGAACUUAGAAUUCCGCCAUUGCAUAGAACUUCACAAAAUGUCAGCAUACGCAGUGAAAACAGUUUAAUGAGGUUGAACACUGUAAGUGAUCAAAAGACUGAAGCUUGGCAUAAUAAAACUGGAGUUCAUGAUGAGCCUAGAAUUGCCCAGGGGAAUCCAGUACUUAGCCAAAACCAGGACCAAGAUCAUUGUUUGCCUGAGGAAGCAGGUAUGUUGAAUCGUUUUUUUUUCUUCUGCAAUUUUUCUUUAGUGUAUUAUGUAUAUGCAACCUUGUUUCUAGCUUAUAUACAUGUAGUUUAUAAAAUAAUCAACUUUUUGUGCAUCCGACCCCCACUUUUCUCCAAUCUUCUCUUCAUGAACUGCUGAAGUCACUAAUGAAAUAGCAUUAUGAUUUUUAUAAAAACUAAAAAAUACUGAUAAAAAUCAUUUCAGUAAGGUCCCACAUAUAAGGGGUUGGAUGUAGCGGUACAUAUUUCAUAGAAUUGCCCUUUGUUGAGUUUGGCUGCAUAGUUUUUACAUUUUCUGUUCAUGUCAUUGUUAGUACUAUUAGUGCAUCAUUUAUGAUAACACUAAUUCUAAUUGAAAAUCCAGUUGUAUGAUCUCUUGAAAUCUGUAAAAGAGUUUCCAAGGAAAUAAAAGUUAUCAAAUAGUGUUUCUCCUGCAUUUUUCUCCUACUUUAUGUUUAGAGACAGACAAGGCUACAAAACAAUGUGAAGUCCAUAUAGAUUCAAGUUCUGAAUUAGAGCACAAGGAAUGUAGGAAAUGCAAUAGCAUCAAGUGUACAUGUACAUGCAAUUUACAAAGCAAAGAUCUUAGGGACCCUUUUAUCACAGUGACAAGUUUACAGGAAAAUACAAGUAUGAUGAAUAGAGAUAUUGAUGAUAUAGUAGACAGCCAAGAAAGUACACAUUGCCCAUCAGCAACAGCAACUGAGCAGAUUAAGAAAAAUGGUCAGGAAGAAAGAAGUGUUAAGGAUCCUGUAUUACCAGAUAUAAGUAAUGAUGAAUUAGUCUCAUCAGCUAUAACUUGCAGUAGUUUUGAUCAAGAAAAGGGCAUAGGUAUAGGUAUUGAUGAUCAAGAGAGGGAACCAUGUGCACCAGGGAAUACAAAUUUUAUGGAGGAAGAAGCUUUUCAGAAAGAACCAUCUGGCUGUCGGAAUGAUGACAUUACUACUGGUAGUGAUGAAACGUGCAAGGAAGCAUUUGGAACCAUGAACCAACCAUCUCUUACACAAAACACGCAUCCUGGUAUCUUGACUGGUCAGUCUCCUGGCAAAUCACAAACCGAUAGUAUGGAUGUAUGCUUCCAGAUUGACUUUGAUCCAGAUGCUUUGUCUCAAGACCUGUCCAUUGAAGCAAAUGGAUCCGAGAGUGAAAUGAAUGCUGACAAUUCUCAAAGCAUGGUAGCACUAUCAGAUCAAGGUGAAUGUAUAGACAAGAUUGCUGAUCCCGAAUGUAAGGAUGGUUCAGAUAAAACCUCUGGACAUAUUAGUAUUAACCUCUCUGAUGGCUUCAAGGAUACUUCAAUUGUAACAAAGUCCCCAAAAUUUGAAUUUGUUUAUGGUCUACAAGAAGAUGAUGUACAGGUCCCAGUAGAUACUUCUAGAAGACCUAAUAAUGCCAUUGCUAUAGAAAACACAACUGAACUUGACCAGAAAUCCCCAUGUCCAAAAGCUUGUAGAGAUCUUGAUGAUGAAGGUAAACCUGAGAAGAGUGAUGUAUGUCCUGAUUUUUCUUCUGCUGAUAACGCUGAUGAUGCUUGUGAAAACCAUGUAAAUGACGAUGUGAGCGUCAAUGUGGCAACUGAUGUUGUCCAGACAUCCCUAAUACCAGAGAUGCAUGCUGAAGAUAGAGGCAGUGUUAUCAAAGAUGGUGCACACCACUGUUUUACACCUCCACUAAUUGCUGUUGGUCAGGUGAGCUGUGGAGCUGAUAGUCAUUCCAGCAAUAAUGGAGAGGAGUUGGCAAGGAAAGACGUGAAAUGUGAUAAUGGUUUUGUGAAAAGCUCUCCGGUCAUUCAGGAAUCUUCAUGCCAUUAUGUUGAUGCUGCUCAGGUCAGUCUUUGUGAAGUCAACUCUGAUCGAAGUGAGAUACCUAAAGAGUACAAGGUGGAGGCUCAUAUUCACAAUGCAGAGACAGCUCAUCCAGAUCAUGAACUCGAUUAUCAAGUCCUAUACUACAGUGACUUGGUGCUCAAAGGCAUGAACAGUCAACAGUCCUCUGUAACUUCCAUGGAUACCUUGGAUUUUUCACAGGAUACACAAAGAAAUACAGACCCAGCACUAUAUUGCCAAGACAUAGACAAGAUCCCCUUCUCCCAAGGUGGCACUGAUCCUUCAGCAUUACCUUUCCAGAAUGUUGAUGCUGUGGUCCCAGACUGCGAAAUUACGAAGACACAAAGUCAUUAUGAAAGUCAAAAUGGAGGAUGUCCAAUGACCGAGCAUUCACCACAGAGAGAAGUGUCAAGCUGCUUUGAUCCUACCAGUAUACAAGAGCUAUAUGAAAGUGAGCAGUCAGUCCCAGAGAUUUCCAUUUCAGUUGACCAUGAAACAUCCAUAUUGCAGGAAGAUGAAGGAUAUGAACAAGUAAACAUGGCAGGUAAAGUAUCUCAAGGAGAUCAUCUUCCUAGAGAGUGCACAACUCCUGAGCCGGAAAUUGAACUUCCUGCUCAUGCUUUUGAUUGUGUUGGAAAAGAAGUUUAUGACAAUAGAGAUGGUUUUGGCAAUGCACGUUCAAUGGUCGAUUACCAAUGGGUCAUAACCCCCAAUAAUGAACCAUUUCUGCUUCAGACACCUGAAUGUAGCUCAGAAGAUUUGAUUUGUGACCGAAGCAAUAUGCCUGUCUAUGACAAUAAUCAGUUAUUUAGAGACUCCAGUGAGAUUCCAUUUACCGUUUCCCCAAAUGUAAGUCAGGGAAGGACACCCUUAGAGCAUGCAGAGAGGUCUUCUUGGAAUGCUAGUCAUGUUGGGAGAAGAACGCAACCUCAACUCUGGUCAACAGCAUCAGUGUCUAGUCCCAGAUCUAAGCAGGAGGCAGUAUCACCAGUCUUUGAAUUGCCACAUCCUGAGCAGCUCUGCAACUAUGCAUCAAAACAAGCAGACCAUGGCACUUCUCCCAAAACAAGACUACAGGAUGAUCAUCUUUUCAGCCCUACAUCUACCAUACUACCCCACCCCUCAUAUCUGAAAACUUCAGUGAAAAGAAAUGCAACAAACAAAGAUCCUAAGGUUUGUAAGGAGAAUGGUUCUUCAAAGGAUGGAAUCUACUGGAAGAAGUUUGUAUCCAGUGGAAAAGUGAGAAGAAAUCCACAAACUCCUACCAACUCUAUGUACCUACCAAGACAAGAGUCUUAUGACUUCCAAGAAAUACUGCCUUUGGGGACUGAGAGAAUGUUUCCAUGUAGCACUCCUGUUGUAAAUGAUGCAAGGGCUCCUGGACCAUUUGGUCCCUUAGCCAAGGGGUACCCUGAGAUUCCCACCCAGACGGAAUUUGAACCAAGGCAGGAAUGGAGUAAUCUUGAGAUGCAUAGUGAUACAAUUGAGGUCAGUAGCAUCCCUGCAACAGCACCGUUUGGAAGUCUGCUUUUACCUCCUCAAAGCUCGUCCAUUAAACCUACUGUAGAAGAUUAUGCAACCUCGCCAGUAGCAACAGAGAGAUUGAGCUCCUCGCAAGCCUUUAUGAGAAAUAUUCAGCAGCUCCAUCGUACCCCAGAUAGGAAUUCUUUGCAAUGCGGACAGUCAGAUGAUGACAGAGACCUAGGAAUUUGGGAAACAACAAGUGUAUCCCAUGCCAAUCCAUGUGUUUUACCAGACUACUGUGAUCCUCAACCCAGACACAAUUCCAAUCUGUUCAACUCAGAUACACCAUUGCAGGGUGUUCACAAUAUGCCACAUGCAGUAAAGAGUAGUCCACAUCACCCUCCUUUGUCCAACGAUCACCAAUUGUGGGAUGAUUUCUUUGGAGUCAGUAGAAGUCAGAUUGGUUUGCCCCAAGCCACUCAGAAUUGUAGAAACCAACAGGUACCUCAAUCCAGAAAGGCCAUUAGACAUCUAUCUAUCAAUAGGAUAAGAGAUGAGGAAUCACUAGAACAAGAUGUCUUUUGUUUAUACCCAACAGUGAGGGCACCAUCUCAGGACGUGUUAUUGGAGGAAGAGAGAUAUAUUGAUAAUUCCUCAUACCAAAAGGAGGCCCAUUUUCAUGUUGGGAAUGUCCAAACUUACGGAGAGGAUGUGAUGAGUCCUGAACUGGAUUUGCAAUUAGACAGUCCCUCAUCUGACAAUGUGAUGGUUGCCUUUGGUAGCCAACACUUAGGGAUGUCCUUUGGUAGCUCAGCCAGACAUACUUCAAGAGGUGACAUAGGAAUAGAUGGUCCAUUAGAGGCAAUCGACAGACAUCACAAAUCAUCUACAAAUACAUGUCCUGCAAUUGAACAUGUUGUGUAUGGGAAUGAAGGCAAAGUAGUGGAUGCUGCUUCAAGUUCCUCUGCUAAAGUGUCUAUAAAGGUGGAUGGUGGAUGGCAUUUUGAUGGCCCUACAAAGCAAGUCCAAGUCAAUGAUGAUAUCCAAAGUUCUAUUCUUCAUGGAAAUCUUGAACAACAAGUUGAUCUUACAGCUUUCAAAGCUCCACAAGGAUCUGACAGUACAUAUAUAGAUGAACAAGGUAUUCAUCAAUAUUUCAAUGUGGGUGUAUUAGAAAAAUUACAGUCAGAUCUCCCUCCAUCUCCAGCGGCAAGAUGCGAACAAUAUCUUGGUGGCAACAAUGAUUCCAAUAGGAUGAGACAUUCUGGAAUCGUGAUUGAUUUUGAAAGGUCACAAACUCCAGACUUAUUCACAACCCAAAAUGAUGAUCCAAUUGAUGAUUGCAACCCUCCUGAAGAAAGCUUGAGUAGUAACAUAAUUAUACCAGCAGAUAGUUUAACUUUAUUGGACAAUCCAUUCUCUCUUGAAUGCCCAGGCAAGCAGAUGGAUGCAACUGACCAGAUUAGUGACGCCAUGGUUAAAGAACUUCAAAACACCUCAGAGCAGGAAACACUAGCUGAGUACAAUGCAUCAAGAUUCUUGAGCCAGACUCCCCAGGCUAGUGGGAGGAAGAUGGCCUGGAAACGGCGACCCCUCAUCUCAAAGCCAACCAAUGUACCAAACACGCCUUUACCAAAGAUAUUCAGCAGAGAAGCAGUUGAAGACAUUACUUUACCUCUAGACACAGAAUCACAGAGAAUCGAUACUAUGCAGGCUGAGAAUUACCCAGUAUGCAGUAUAGUCACAGAUGCAUUACAUGAAGUGUGUGACACCUUGAAAGAUCAUUUCGAUGGUCAUUUUCCAGAAAGAGACAUGUCUGGCAUGAAUCAGCAGGAUGAGGAUAUCGGUAAAAUGUUCAGUGGUGCUUCAGCUGAUGAAGCUCCAUCGCUUUUACAGGAACAGCAAGAGUUCACACAAGAAUGCAAUCAAGAAAGGCAUCCACGUAGUGCUUCCUUGAAUGGAGGCACUUCUAAAGGCAUUAAUGGUGGAGAAUGUUCAUUGAGUAAUAUGGAUCAGCUGCAUCAAGAAGAAUUUGAAGGCUUUCAUGAAUUACCGCGGAUGAUACCAACAGGUACAUGUACAAGGGUACCUCAUAAACAUAAGGAGGUGAUGUCAUAUCAGCAUUAUGGUGAGGACCGAGAGCUGGCAUUAGUCUUAGACAUGGUACAUAUUGAAAAUAAGCCAGGACAGUCAAAACUGGACGUGCUGGAGAAAAGACCUAAUGAUUGGAUCACUGAUGAUCUUCUCUGCAAUAGCCUACAUGGCAACAGAGCUUCCACACCGAAGCAAAGGAGUGAUGAGAUUAACAGAUUUCUCCAACUUACAGAAGAUAGUUUGCAAUCUUCAGGAAACAUCGCACAGUCAAGAGAGCACUAUGAACCAAGCAAUGAAUUUAGAGUAGGGACACCACAGAACAGUUUAGAAGUAGGACAGUUAGAUGUGCAAGUCAAUCGCAGACAACAUAAGCCAUCUCUGCACCAUCUACAUCAUGCAAACUUGAAUGGUGAUAGAAAUGAAAUGGGGAAGAGUGGUUCCCAGACACAGUCAGGAGAUGUCUUUCCAGGAGGGGUAGAUGGAAGAGGAAGGAAGAAGGGGUUCAGGACACCAGUCUCCAUGAUGUCAAAUAUUGGUAUGCGUGGUGAACUCAACUUUCCAUCAGCUGAUACAGUUCAUAGUGGGUCUGUACCUCAGAGAAAGAUCACGAUACCAGUCUCCUUUCCCAGUGGAUCAAGCUACAAACAGGUUUUGACAGAGGCUGUAAAGGAACAUCUGAACAUCCUCCUUUAUGAGCUCUCCCAUCGCUACCAUUCCACCAUGGAGAAGGCUGACAUCACCCCUUACACCAAGACCCAUCACUCCGGCGACGCCCACCUGGGAACCAGUGGUGGUGGUGGUAUGGGGAAUCCCCCUUGUAAGCAUGGUCAGCCUGCCAAGAUGGUGUGUGUCAAGAAGGAUGGUCCUAACAAAGGCAGGAUGUUCUAUGUCUGUAACAAUCAACGGGAGAAUCAGUGCAAGUUCUUUGAAUGGGCUGACCAACAUUCGGCACAGGCCUCACAAACCCCAACCCAACCUUCACAGUCCAGAGCUAAGAUUUCUCUUCACAAUGCUGAAAGCAUUGAGAAAUUUGCAAGGACCAACCAGAUUCAUCUGUACUGUGAAUGUCAGUUGAGUCGAAGGGGCAGCUUGAAUGAGGGACCCCUUGGAUCUGCACCGUCUUGGAUUAAGAAAUACAGAGCACAGCAGCUGAACAAUACCACCAAGAAGUUAUACAUAAAAUUAGACAGGAAAGAACACUCUUCUACCUAUGCCAAAGAUGACCUGUGGAUCGUAAGUCAAGAUUUGACCUUUGACCCUGCCUGUUCCUUCGUGGCCAAGAGUAGGUUCCACGGGCCAUCAUCGACCAGUGAGAUUGAGAUUGAACCUCUGACUGGAUAUUCUCCUUCUAAUUGGUCCAGAGUCGGUGCAGUGUAUGGAAUCCUGGCUUGCAAUGCUAGCUCAGAGCUGACUUGUCUUGAAAAUCUCCAAGAAUAUGUCAACCCCAGGACGUUCCCCAUCCUUUCUCAUCUUAUCAGCUGUGAGCCAGAGAAAAAUCCCUCAUUUCAUGGUCCUGCUUUCGUCAAGCCUGCAAGGUCUCGUCAUCUCAACCUCCCGUCAUCACUCAUCACUGAGCUUGUUGAAGAUACCAUCAGAUUGCAUCAUUUGAAUCCUGACCAAUCGUUGGCCUUGCAGCAAGUAUCAAGCAUGCUAGGAGACGACGAUCCACCAGUUACACUCAUACAUGGUGUGUUUGGUGCUGGUAAAAGCUACCUAUUGGCUGUCAUGGUCCUGUUCUUGAUCAAUCUAUUCAAACUUCAUGAAGAGAAUGAACCCACAGGUCAGGACGGUGGUUGGAAAGUCCUUAUAGCAUCUACUACAAAUGUAGCUGUAGAUAGGAUACUCCUAGGACUUCUUGAACUUGGAUUUGAAGAUUUCAUUCGCGUUGGCAGCCUUAGAAAAAUAGCAAAACCAGUCCUGCCGUACAGUGUCCAUGCUUCGGACAAGGAGAACCAAGAGAUGAAAGAACUACAGGAGAUGUUGAAGGGAGACCUCACCCAGAGUGAGAAGCAGUUGGUGAGGAGGAGCAUUGAGAGACAAAGGCUUGGAAAGAAUAAAGAGAUGCUAUCAAAGGUCAAGGUCAUUGGGGUCACAUGUGCAGCUUGCAGCUUCCCUUGCAUUAAGAAUUUAAAAUUUCCUGUUGUAUUACUUGAUGAAUGUAGCCAGAUGACUGAACCAUCCUCCCUGCUUCCUAUGGCUCGGUUUGGAUGUGAGAAGCUAGUUCUUGUUGGAGACCCACAUCAGCUAGACCCUACCAUCCAAGGAUCGGAGUCAGCUCACAAAUCAGGAUUAGAACAGACUCUCUUUGAUCGACUGUCUCUCAUGGGUUAUGAUCCUAUUAUGCUGAGGACACAGUAUCGCUGUCAUCCCUGUAUCAGCAGCAUUGCUAACACACUCUUCUACGAUGGACAGCUAUUGGAUGGAGUCAUCGAAGAAGACAGACCUCCUUUACUGCCCAACCUCCCAACUCUCUGUUUCUUCAACAUCUCCCACGGCCGUGAGAUGAGCUCAAGGGAUGGUAGUUACUUCAAUGACCCUGAGGCAAGCUUUGUGGUAUUCCUCAUCAGUAGCAUGAUGGAGAUGGGGAUUUCCCCAUCUGAUGUAGGGGUCAUCACACUUUACAAGGCUCAAGUCAGCAGAAUCAGAAUGCUCCUCCAGACAUUAAGCACUCAGAAAAGCAGUGAACUGAAAGCUAUCCAGAUAUCCACAGUAGAUGCUUUUCAAGGUGGAGAAAAGUCCAUCAUCAUCCUGUCUUGUGUACGGACUCAGAGAGUAGGAUUCAUUGACUCGGACAAGCGUACUAAUGUUGCGCUGACCCGAUCUAAGAAUCAUCUGUUAAUUGUUGGUGGAAUGAAGAUGCUGUCAGAUAACCACCUUUGGGGAGAAAUCAUCCACAAAUGUCAAGAGCACCCGGGAGGAAUUCAAGAUUCCAAGGGCUUCCAGAAGAAGUGGGAGGAGAGACUGAAGGAACUGAAACAAGAUGUCGACCCGGAACCGGAGAAGAGGCCUAGGAGAACGAGAGGGAAAAGAAGAAAGCUAGAAAGGAACGAGAGAGAACACUCGCCAGCCAUGUCACUGGAUAGUGAUGACAAUGAUGAUUUUGUAAGCAGUGUUUCUCUCACUUUACCUGGAACCAUCAAAGGCCUUAAUCCUGACACCUCUGGAGUAGACUGUUCGAAAAACACAAUACCACUUCCCCCAGGAUCACCCCACUCAACCCUCAGUGACAAUGACCUGGUCUGUGUGGAUCUGAGCACCCCUCCAGAAGAUAUGGAACUCAGCAACACCAGAUCCAGGCCGGAUUUAAAGGAAUCAGCUCCUGUACCUGAUGCCACGUUUGUAGCUUCGCAUCUUGCCUUAGAGGUGGGCCACCCUCUCUGCCAUUCCCAUUCAUUCCCAGUGGAUGAUGACCUGUCUUCCAUAGAUCUGGUUACACCACCUGAUCCGCAACUAAACACCACCACCAGAUUAAAGAUGGAUUAUGCAGAAUCAGAAGAGGAUGUGUCCUCUGCAGUCCCUGGCACCUGUCCAGGAGACAAUCUUACAUGCACACCCAGGUCAUCCACAGAGGAGGAUGACUUGCCCAGUAUAGAUAUUGGUACCCGAUCAAUGAACAAAGACAUAGGAAAUUCCAAGCGGAGCAUAGAACACAAGAAUUCUUUCUUUCUUGGAGAUGGUGCUACUGUGGAGGAAUGUAGAGAUUCAGUUGUGCAGGAGUCGGUGAAGACACCAGAGGCCAGUUUCUCCUACUCGCCCCUGGAGCAUGUGGUAGAAUCGGAUUCAGAGGAGAGUGGAGAGGACAUCCCAAACUUUGACAUUGGAGAUAUCUUUUCAUGAUGAUAAAGUCUUCAGUAGUGCAAAAAACGGAUUGUGAGAUAAGACUUUCAAGUUUGGAAAUUUAGAGCUAUUAAUUUAUAACAUUUUAUUGAUGGUGUAAUGACCUCAUUAUUUGCACCUUUCGCUGUCAACAACAACUGCAGAUAUUGUGUAGUCAUGCAAUAUACAUGAUUAACCCAUAGGACAGUCUCCUUUAAGGAGACUUAUUUGCAAUUUUUCUUUAUCCCAAAUGUUAGCAAUCACACAUGGAAUAUAAGAAAGAGAAAACUGUACCAAAAAUAUUAAUACCCAUUUCUGUAUAGUAGGUGGUUUGGUUCCGGAAUAAAAACAUUACAAAUUUUUGAUGUUAUAUCCAUAUUUAAUUAUUUUGAAGUAUGGAAAUGAUUAUUGUUGCCAAUUCGAGGAGCAAAAAAAGAUUAUUUAAUCUUGACUAAGUUAAAACUUUGUACCUCUGGAAUAAUCUGAGUUCAUCAAAAUGUGUUACCUGUCCAUUUCAAAUUUACAAGGACAACAACUAAACAAAAAGGAAUUCAAUAAUCAGAUUUCAGCUUU
Messenger RNA from Lytechinus pictus (painted urchin), 11476 nucleotides. RefSeq names its product 5'-3' DNA helicase ZGRF1-like. Gene Ontology annotation, cellular component: nucleus; site of double-strand break. NCBI's taxonomy places the organism in Eukaryota, Metazoa, Echinodermata, Echinoidea, Temnopleuroida, Toxopneustidae. The record is from RefSeq and is a predicted model, not a curated record. The transcript has 25 exons. Gene Ontology annotation, molecular function: helicase activity; zinc ion binding. The coding region runs from base 2336 to 10924 and encodes 2862 amino acids. Gene Ontology annotation, biological process: double-strand break repair.